AUGAUAACUCAAAAUUAAUGCAUAGAAGAUUAUAGGAUAUAAUUGAAUUCAUCAAUAGGAAGAGGAAGUUAUGGAGAAGUCUUUGAUUGCAAGUCGAUAAAAUAUCCUUAGCUUUCUUUAUGUGCAAAGGUAAGAAUUACUAAUAUUUAGAUAAUUAAUGCAUAAGUUUUAGAAAAGUAUAAGAAUAUAGAAAAAAUGAUUUCACAACUUGUUUCUCAAAAUAAAUAAAAUCAAAACUUAGUGACUAUUUAUGAUGUAAAACACAUGAAUGAAGAUAAAAAAUUGAUAAUUAUCAUGGAGAAAUGUGAAUCCAAUUUAUAAAAAAUCAUUAAUUUUUAAAAAAAAUUUAAUGAUUUAGAAGUUUCUAAUUUCAUAGAUUAAUUUUUAAAUGGAUAUCAGGUUCUUUAUGAUAAUAACAUUAUACAUAGAGAUAUCAAACCAGAAAAUAUAUUAAUUAAAUAAAAGACUUAUAAAUUAUCUGAUUUUGGAACAGGCAAAAUUUAUAAAGCUAAUGAUUUUAAAAUUACAAAAAUUGGAACUCCUGUCUACACAGCUCCUGAAAUAAAUUCAUUAGUUUAAGACACUGAACUUGAUGACCGUUUUUAAAAAAUUAAAUUUAAUCAACAUUCUAAGAGUCAAGUGGAUAUUUUUUCUGUAAUAAUACUUUAAUAUAAUUAGCUUGGUAUAAUUUUAUAUUAAAUGGUAUACGGUGAAUUACCCUUUGAACAAAAAUAAACCAGUAUUAUUGAGUUUGCAAAAAGAAUAAAAUAGAAUCCUUUGUAAUUAACAGGAUAAUCAUAGCAUAAGAAAAUUAUAGAAUAAAUGCUGAUUUAUUAUCCUGAUGAAAGAAUGACCUUUUAAUGUUUAUAUAAUAUUAUCGCUGAAAAAAAAAAUACCAAAAUUUCAUACCCAAUAUCAUUUAAGUAAAAGGAUAAUUAAAUUAAAUAACCACAAGUUAGUGCAACAAUGUCAAGCUUAAAUUAAAAUGGAGGAAACUAAAAUGGAUUAAAUUAAAUUAUAAUAAAUUAAAAUGGAGGAAUUUAAAAUAUAUCCAAAAAAAAUGAAAUCAAUUAAACUGGAGGAAACUAAAAUAGGGUAAAUUAAAAUAUAAUCAAUUUAAAUGGAUUAAAUUAAAAUUUAUUUAAUUAGAAUGGAUUUAACUAAAAUGGAUUAAAUUAAAAUUUAAUAAAUUAGAAUGGAUUCAAUUAAAAUGGAGUAAUUAAAAAUGAAUUGAAUUAAAAUGAAGCAAAUUAAAAUAGAUUAAAUUAAUAGUUUUAACUUUAAAAUAAUUGUAUGCCUAAUAUUAAAAUUAAAAGUAAUCAAUUUUAAACACCUCCUUAAAAAGAGGACCUAUCCCUUAUUAGUCCACAUUAAAAGAUUAAAGAAUAUUUGCAAUUUUUAUUGUAAUUAUAAAUAGCUUAAAUUUAGGAAUGAUAAUGGAGAUAUUAUUAAGGAUGAUAUUAAAAACUUAAUUUAGUAUUUAAUCCAAAAUUCAACAUUUUCCAUUGACUAAUUAAAAUAAUUAAUAACAAUUUAUAAAAAUUAAAUAUAGAAACCAGAUUUGUGCGAGAAUAAGACUUUAAUUUUUUUUUACUGUAUACUAUGUAUACUAAACAACACUACUCCUUUAAAUAUUCAGAGUUUUGAUGAUAAGAAAUUAAGAGAGGAAAUAAAACGAUUAUACGAUAAUUUAAAUUCUACUUGA
Molecule: messenger RNA, 1705 nt
Organism: Paramecium primaurelia
Lineage: Eukaryota; Ciliophora; Oligohymenophorea; Peniculida; Parameciidae
Source: the annotation of a GenBank genome assembly